Eutrema salsugineum is the source of this 1459-nucleotide messenger RNA. RefSeq names its product basic leucine zipper 25. The transcript is spliced from 6 exons. The record is from RefSeq and is a predicted model, not a curated record. Bases 96 to 1304 code for a protein of 402 amino acids. Gene Ontology annotation, molecular function: DNA-binding transcription factor activity. NCBI's taxonomy places the organism in Eukaryota, Viridiplantae, Streptophyta, Magnoliopsida, Brassicales, Brassicaceae. Gene Ontology annotation, biological process: regulation of DNA-templated transcription.
CACGUAAGACAACACAUAGAGAGAGAAAGACAAAAAACAAAAUCAAGGAGAGAGAUAGAGAGAGAAAAGAGGAAUCUGAGGCGAUUGGGUAAGCGAUGCACAUCGUCUUCUCUGUCGAUGAUUUGACCGAGUCCUUCUGGCCAGCUUCCGCUCCGGUACCGGAACCGCCGCAGAACAUGGCGGACGGGAUGACUCGGAGUCAAUCGGAGUGGGCGUUUCAGAGGCUUAUCCAGGAGAUGUCCGGUUCCGAUGCGAGCCCUACGACCAACGUAAUCGACCGGUCACCUCCACAGGUUCAGUCUGAGCAGUCCCUUUCAACCAUUGACGAAACCUCCGAUGUUGUCGAGAUACAGAAGCCGCCGCAGAAUCACCGUCUUCCUCCUGGGGAUGAUCAAAGGGAUCGGAAUCGUGCACGGUCGUCUGAUCCGUUGGAUUCAGCUGGUGUUGAUCCUAAUCAAUAUCACGCGAUUCUCAAGAGCAGACUCGAUCUUGCUUGCGCUGCUGUUGCGCGUCGUGUUGGAACCGUGAAACCUGAAGAUUCAAGUUCCUCAGCUGGGAAUCAAAAGCAAUCUCUUCCGACGAGACCUCAAGCUCAAGGCUCCAUUGUGGCACAAACCUCACCAGGUGCGUCAUCUGUUGGAUUCGUUCCCUCAAUAAGCACGCAAAAGAAAGCAGAUGUUCCGGCCAGGCAAACUACCAGUAUUUCAUCACGAGAUGAUUCUGAUGAUGAUGAUCUUGAUGGAGACACGGAAACAGCAGAUAAUGGAGAUCCUACUGAUGUGAAGCGUGCUAGGAGGAUGCUCUCAAACCGAGAAUCCGCUAGGCGCUCAAGGAGAAGGAAGCAAGAACAAAUGAAUGAAUUUGAUACACAGGUAAGCCAAUUAAGAGUUGAGCAUUCAACUUUACUAAGUCGUCUUAGUGACAUGAAUCAUAAGUAUGAUGCAGCUGCGGUUGACAACAGAAUUCUAAGAGCUGAUAUCGAAACUUUGAGAACAAAGGUUAAAAUGGCAGAAGAAACGGUGAAAAGAGUGACAGGAGUGAACCCUUUGCAUUGGGCGGCAAGACCAAACAUGGGCAUACCAUUGAACAACACUCCGACCGAUUCCUCUAGAAUUCAGCCAAACUCUAACCACAUUCUCAAACCAGCAAUCCCAAGUACCACCGGUGCCGGUUUAGCACCUAAUCAGAGAGUAGAGAGAGGGAAUUUCUUGGGCGAACAGGUGAACCGUGAAGGCAUUCAGAAUCCAUUUGCUCCUGAUUCGAAUCUGUAUGAAACCUUGCCCCAUUGGAAUCACAAGCAUUAACCACAAGAACUGAGUAAUUGGUUUGGUGAUUUUGAAGUAACUCUCCAAUCUUGUAUUUUUUCUUUACUGUGCGACUCUGCGACGGUGCUAUUGUAAGGGUAAAGUACCCAUUUAUAUAUGCUUGGAAAUAAUUGGAAGAAUGUUGAUUUUAAUCA